AUGCAAUUGCUUCAUUAUAAGCUCUUGUCUUUUAAUAGUUCAUAUUUAUUAUAUGGACAUCCUUUAGUAUUUAUUAUUUCAGAUUAUUAUAUGAGACAUAAAUCUCAAACAAAUAAAUCAUUGAUGCCCCCAAGUAUAUUCAAAGUGGAUAAAGCAUAUUUUGAGUUACGUCUGAAGAAAUUUGAUUCCAUUUCAAUUAUAUAUAAUUUGUUAAUACAAAUAAAUAUACCAAAACAAAUAUAUUUUUUUAUAUUAUUAAGACUAAAUAUUUAUUUUUUUAAAGGAAUUGUUUUUGAAGAUCCAAUUUUUUUACGUCAAAUAGCAUCUUUAUAUAAUCAUUUUCCAAUUACUCAAAAUAAUGAUUUUCAAGAGCUUAAACAGAAAAUAAUUACACCCUUCUUAUAA
Molecule: messenger RNA, 405 nt
Organism: Pneumocystis carinii B80
Lineage: Eukaryota; Fungi; Ascomycota; Pneumocystomycetes; Pneumocystales; Pneumocystaceae
Exons: 5
Coding region: 1-405 (134 amino acids)
Source: RefSeq, a predicted model, not a curated record